GUGAUGAUCUCCCUAUGGAUAUCUUGUUAGGUGUGUACUACCUCUUAGUUGCACAGCCCUAGUUUGACUAGGACCGAAAAGUGGUCAAGCACACUUUGCCCGGUGGGGUGACCGCCAGAUUACGUAAGUUUAAGGCUAGUAGUCUGAUCGAGUCCUAUGGUUGCAUGUGUACGGUCGCGUUUUACAACUAUUAUAAGCAAAAUUUGGAGGAGGGUAUGUAUCUAGUCUAUGUCUCUGCAGCAGGCGAGUCGGUGAAAAUGCCGCCGGAGAUAGAGGGACUAGUCGCUAAAUACCCUGAUCUAUUCGAAGAGCCGAAAGGGGUUGUCGAGAGGGAGGUCGUCCACGCGAUAGAGAUUAUCCCAGGGUCUAGUAUCUCGAAGGGUAGGAUCUAUCGGAUGUCUCCAGGCGAGCUUGAUGAGCUUCGCCAGCAACUCAAGGAACUCGUAGAGAAGGGUUGGAUCCGACCGAGUGUCUCCCCUUAUGGAUCUCCAGUCCUAUUCCGCGCGAUGAACAGGAUCUUUCAUGACUACUUGGAUAAGUUUGUCAUCGUGUACGUCGAUGACAUACUUAUCUUUAGUAGGACUGUCGAGCAGCAUGUAGCCCACUUAGACAAAGUCCUUAGUCUCCUCAGGCAGCACAAGUUCAAGAUCAACGGUGAGACGUGCGAGUUUGGCCGCACCAGUAUCUUGUACUUGGGUCAUGAGAUUUCCGCAGAGGGAUUGAAGCGCGAUGACGUGAAGGUGGCCAGCAUUCGAGGCUGGCCGCGUCCUCAGUCUGUGACUGAGAUGAGGCCCUUCUUAGGGAUGACCGGCUACUAUCGCAAUUUUGUGAAGAACUAUAGCAUAGUUGUCGCUCCUUUGACGGACCUGACUCGCCUUGACACCCCAUGGGAGUGGACAGACAGGUGCGAGGGUGCUUUCAGACAUCUGAAGCAUGCGCUGACGCAUCAUGAGGUCUUGAAACUUCCUGAUCCUGACAAGCCGUUUAUAGUAGCCACGGAUGCUAGCCAAUAUGGCAUAGGCGCCUAUCUAAAAGGGGAGUACAAUAAAGUUGCUGAUGCGCUGUCACGUAGGCCAGAUUUCUCCGGUGCGCUGAUCACCGAGUUCGGGCUUGCGGACGAUGUUACUCGUUCUUUGGUGGAAGCCUAUCGCGAGGAUCCGUUUAUGGCUGAGAUCAUACGCAGACUCAAGGCGAAGGACAAAGCGUUUUCUGCCGAGUUUGAGUUGGUCAAUGGCCUGCUGUCCCUUGAGAAGGCCAGGAAUAAAUGACAUUUUGGGUAUAAGAAGACUGCGGCCAAUUUGCUGCAGCAGUUCUGGUGGCCCACAAUGGUGAGAGACGCCAAGCUGUACGUGGAGACCUGUCAGGUAUGUCAGAGGGACAACCCACGUACACAGGCCCCUCUUGGGCUUCUCAAGCCCCUUUCGAUACUGGAAAGGCCCGGUGAGAGCCUGUCCAUGGACUUCAUGGACACACUGGUCACCAGCAAGAGUGGAAUGCGGUAUGUCUAUGUCAUUGUGGAUAGGUUUAGCAAGUAUGCUAGGUUAGUCACUAUGCCUGCAACAGCCAAAACGGAGUAUGUGAUUAGACUGUUCAAGGAGAACUGGGUCAGGGACUCUGCGAUUCCCACGUCUAUUGUUAGUGACAGGGAUGUCAGAUUGUGGAAGGCCGCAGCUGCAGAACAGGGUACACAGCUGCAGAUGACCUCCGGGAACCACCCAGAGGCAAAUGACCAAGCAGAGCAACUGAACCGCGCUGUACAGCACCUGUUGCGGCACUACAUCAAGCUCAAUCAGGCGGACUGGGAUGAGAAACUUGCUCUCAUUGCACAGCGCCACUGGGGGGGCUAUAUGGAUCCACACUAUGAGGAGACGAAACAGUUCACGCAGAAAAGUGAUGUGUACAGCUUUGGCAUGGUGCUGCUUGAACUGCUCAGUGGUGUGCCAUAUCACAAGGGUGGCCCGAAAGGUUAUCAAUCUCAUGUCUCAAACUGGGCAGAAGCUGUUGCGCGAGAUUGGCAUCGGCGGGGCCAUUCAGAUUAUUUGAUGGAAGAAGGGGUUGUGCAGCCACAGACUGUGCAGAUCCUGAAGAAGCUAGCUCGAGAAUGCUGUGAAUUGCAGCCGACUAAACGACCAGAGAUGAGCAACAUCGUUAAGCUCAUUCACGGUGAGCUUGCUGCGUUCGGCGAGGCAAUCAGGUACGGUACCAGGUCUGCAGGCUCGGAAAUCAUCAGCACGGCAGAAAUUCCCGGCUUUAGGCUUGGCGGUGUGACCACAAGGUGUUCCGCUCCGGAGAGCCGAUAGUGCUGCUAGGUUUUUUGGGCGACGCAGAGCCUGUCUGCACAUCCAAGUUGAUCCAACCAGUUUCUUUUUUUUUUUUUUUUUUUUUUU
This is a messenger RNA of Chara braunii, 2387 nucleotides long. Lineage: Eukaryota; Viridiplantae; Streptophyta; Charophyceae; Charales; Characeae. The record is from the annotation of a GenBank genome assembly.